CUGCUGGCUAGCUGUCAUUCCGUCCCUCGCCGGCUCGAUCGAUCGGAGACCGACCCCCCAAGCAUGGCGAUGCUCGCCCUGCAGCGCCAAAAUAAAAAUAAAAUGAAAAUGAAAAUGAAAAAAGGGCAUUCCGCUGACAUGCCAAUGGCCUCGAUUAGCUCCUGUCACGGCCGGUCGAUGCUUUUGCUCAACUCGGCCCUCGACACGUUAUCGCGUGGGGUUCCGUGAUGGGGAUAAUCGGUCGAUCAUACCUCGUCGGGGCCCCGGCAUUGCUUUUUCCCUCUUGGUCUGCUCCAUGGGAUUCUCUUGGUCGCGCGCUCGCUCUCUCGCUGCUGCUGCUGCUGCUGCUGCUGCGGCAUCUUCCAGUCAGCAAUCCUCGCAUGCUUAGCCUGAUUCCCUUCUCGUCUUUCCCCUCUUUCUUCGCUCAGUUGCUUUUUUUUCCCCUCUGGGCUUCUCUCAUCCUUCCUCCUUUCUUUUUCAUUUCUUUUCUUCUUUCCCUCACCCGGCUCAUUUUCUUCUCGUGUUUUCCUUUUUCUGGCGUUGCUCCUGCUCGCCGGCCCAAAUAUAUUUCUUCAGUGAUACGCGGGCGAUCUGCCGGGGGCUUCAUCAUUUCGUUCCUCUCAGCUGGGAACCACCUUAACAGACAUCCAGACCGACGAGGCCCCGAAACGGAAACAAUCCUGACAAUCAUAGGGCCGUUGUGGCUCGUCAUCGCCUGCUCUGAAUUGACUCCGAUCGGCUCAUCACUUGCGACGGAGCCCGUCCCCUCCUGCUAUAUGAUAAACCGCCAGGCCUCCGCCCUCUGCUCCUCUGUCGCCAGAGGCUGUCUUCCAUCACGGCAAUAACACCCCGAGAACGCGGAUGAGCGCGCUCUUGUAAACUCUUGAACAUCUCACCGUUGCCAAGAUGAGUGGU
This is a messenger RNA of Aspergillus ibericus CBS 121593, 915 nucleotides long. RefSeq lists its product as uncharacterized. The transcript has a single exon. NCBI's taxonomy places the organism in Eukaryota, Fungi, Ascomycota, Eurotiomycetes, Eurotiales, Aspergillaceae. The record is from RefSeq and is a predicted model, not a curated record. Bases 228 to 845 code for a protein of 205 amino acids.